GGGUCAUAAACGCGAUAAGCUCGAAACGGCUCGACUGAUGGUUUAUUGUCAACACGAUCAAACAUGUUUGCUGCCAUCGGAGAAAGAAGAGAAGUUUUACCACAAAGAGGAACUUUUGGCUAUUGAUUUUUCAAGGUUGCCUGUGCAAUACAGAAUCCGCAGGGCGACGUGAGGACAGACUGAGUUUGAUAUGGAUUUGUUGACGUUUAUGGCACAGUGAAACUGCACAGUGGCGCUUGAAAGAAUCUAACGCAGUUUUGAGCAACCCCACGCAUUGGAAAUCUGCAAAAACAAAGGCCUUGGGAUCCCCGACACCGUUUUCGUCAUGUUGCGCGUGGAUUUCAGAUCGCUGAUUCUGCCUAUUGGCAUUGUUCGGCUGGUGGAGGUGGUUCUGACGUGCAUCUGCUUUGCAUUGGCGGCGUCAGCGGGAAUCCCGACCGAAGCCAAGUCCCAUUGGGCUUGGUGCAUGUUCUGCUGGUGCAUCUGCUGUUUCACGACCCUCCUGGUCAUCAUUUUGGAGUUUACCCACCUGAACACCAAAGUGCCCGUUUCAUGGGAAGACUUCACCAUGGCUUUUGCUAUGUUGGCCACGCUCAUGAUGGUCACCAUUGCGAUCAUCUACCCCACGUUCUUUGCCUGCUCCUCCUGCUCCAGGGAGAUCGGGGCGUCCGCCGUGACCUGGUUGUGUUUUGGGCUGUACGCCGCCGAGGUCUGGUUGGUCCACAAAAGACCUGGUGAAACCAGCGGCUUUCUCACCACCAUUCCUGGUCUCCUCAAGAUCCUGGAGACAUUCGUCGCCUGCAUCAUAUUCACGUCGUUGAGUCCCACAGAAUACAGGAUGUCUCCGGGAACGGAGUGGUGCGUGGCCGUCUACUCCUUAUGCUUCAUUUGUUCACUGCUGAUCAUUUUCCUCACCAUCGCCAAGCUAUCUUCCGUCUUUCCAUUUUCGUUCGACAAAGUGGUCAUUAGCUUCAACGUCCUGGCCGUGGCUAUGUACGCAACCGCUGUUGUCAUCUGGCCGCUCUAUGCUUUUGACAAUAACCCACGUCCGUCAGACUGUAAACGCUGUUCUUGGGAUGACCUGGUGGUGGUGACCUUCAUGACUGUCAUUAACUUUUUGGUAUAUAUCGGAGAUAUGGCGUACUCUGUUAAAAUAGUAUUCUUUAGCCGACACGGGCAGGAGUAACCCAUGCCAUCUUUG
This is a messenger RNA of Puntigrus tetrazona (Sumatra barb), 1201 nucleotides long. RefSeq names its product myeloid-associated differentiation marker-like. NCBI's taxonomy places the organism in Eukaryota, Metazoa, Chordata, Actinopteri, Cypriniformes, Cyprinidae. Bases 326 to 1186 code for a protein of 286 amino acids. The transcript has a single exon. Gene Ontology annotation, cellular component: membrane. The record is from RefSeq and is a predicted model, not a curated record.